Molecule: messenger RNA, 2193 nt
Organism: Salvia miltiorrhiza (redroot sage)
Lineage: Eukaryota; Viridiplantae; Streptophyta; Magnoliopsida; Lamiales; Lamiaceae
Product: protein FAR1-RELATED SEQUENCE 5-like
Exons: 3
Coding region: 1-2193 (730 amino acids)
Biological process (GO): regulation of DNA-templated transcription
Molecular function (GO): zinc ion binding
Source: RefSeq, a predicted model, not a curated record
AUGUCUGUUCAAGAUAAUCAGAAUUUGUGGGAUGAUGAAGAUGUAGUUGACUUAGUUACGCCAAAAUGUGACAGUAAACUAAUUCCGGUUGUUGGACAAUUAUUCCCAACGUUGGAAGAGGCCGUCGAGUUCUACGACGACUAUGCUGAUGCUUGUGGGUUUGAGACACGUUUGGGUACAAUAAAAAGAUGCAGACGUACAGGUACAAUAAUUCAUAGAUACGUUUUAUGCAAUCGGGAGGGCUUGAAACCCAAGAAACAGAGUGCAGCUAACGGUUCAUCGAAGAAGGAAAGGCAGACAGUUUCUAUAAGGGUUGAUUGCAUGGCACGUAUUGUGUUCCGACUAGUUGCUGGUCGUGGAUAUAAGGUACUCACUUUUAAUGAGGAUCACACUCAUAAUAUGGUACCCGAAGGUCAACGUCAUCUAUUGAAUUCUAAUCGGAAUGUGAGCUACGUGCACCAGAUGUUGAUACUCACUGGUAUGAAAGCGAACAUUGGGCCUACGAGGACAUUUAGAUUCUUCAAGGAACUUGUUGGUACUUAUGAUAAAGUCGGUUGUACAGUCAAAGACUUCAAGAACUAUGGGCGUGAUCUAAGGUCUUUUGCUGAUGGUGUGGAUGCACGUAUAUUGUUGGACAAUUUCAAGAAUAAACAAGAGAGUUGCCCCGGAUUCAAGUAUUCAUUUGACACAUUUGAGGAUAAAACGCUGAAGAGAUUAUUUUGGGCAGAUGAAUGCUCAAUUAAGAAUUUCAAACUCUUUGGCGAUGCGGUCUCGUUUGAUGCUACAUAUAGAACAAACAGGUACAAGUUGAUUUUUACACCAUUCACUGGCAAAGACAACCAUGGCAGAUGUGUCACAUUUGGUGCCGCACUUAUUGCUAACGAGGAUGUGGAAUCUUAUUCGUGGGUUUUCAAUAAGUUUCGCGAGUGCAUGGGUUCUGAGCCUAAUGUACUUACAACAGAUCAGGAUCCAGCUAUGAGGAAGGCCGUUCAGAACGUGUUACCUAAUACGUCUCAUAGACUUUGCAUGUGGCAUAUAUUGAUGAAGGUUGCUGAGAAGUUACCGGGGCAGUUGAAGAAAGACACAGAGCUGAAAAAUAAAUUAAAUGAGGUGGUUUGGUCUGACUAUGUUGAGAUAUCUGUUUUCGAGGAGAAUUGGCAUCGCCUUAUGGAUGAGUACGGUCUUGGGGAAAUUAGAUGGUUCUCCGACAUGUUUGCCAUACGAGCCAACUGGGUUCCCGCAUAUUUUCGAGAAAUUAAGAUGAGUGGCCUAUUUAGGACAACCUCAAUGUCAGAGAGUGAAAACAGCUUCUUUAGGCGGCAUUUCAAUUCAAAUGCAGAUUUGGUUCAAUUCUACAUGCAUUAUGUUAGUGCUAUGGACGCACAACGCAGUACUUAUGACACCAUAACCUUGGCAGAUGAAACAGGUGCUCUUGAUAUGUGUACUGAACUCCCUAUGGAACGUCAUGCAUCUACCGUGUACACCAAUAAAAUAUUCAAGGAUGAAGUUCAAGUUGAGAUUGUUUCUGCUGCAGCCACAUGCUUGAUGUCCAAGAUGUAUACUGAUGGUAGUAUGGACUUCUAUGAUGUUGAUGAUACCGUUGAGGGCACGUUCAAGGUGUCUUAUAGAUCGAAUGACGAUUAUUUCUCAUGCUCAUGCAACCUGUUCAUCAGGAAGGGACUUUUGUGCAGGCACAUUUUUUAUGUCAUGCGCAACCUAAAAAUGAAGCGGAUUCCAAGCAAAUACAUAUCCACGAGAUGGUCAAAGCUAUCUAGAGUUGGCGAUUCCUCUCGACAACACGUCAAAGAUGUUAGCAGCAUUGGGAGAGAGGUUAGUGGAAACCAACAAUUCUUCCUCGAGCUUUGUAAAUCUAUUGGCCAUGUUAGAGGAGAUGAUGAGCUAAAAGAGCAACUGUUCAAGGAUCUGGAGGCUAUUACUGAAAAAUACUCAAAAUUGGGCUUACCGAUUGAUUCAACAUCCAAACAACUUUUGUUUGAAGAGUACUAUGGUUCGGCUGCACCAGAUGAAGUUGAUGUUCUACCACCGAAUAUAGUGCAUACCAAAGGGAGUGGAUGUGGGGGUAGACGGAAGUCGUUGGCGGAAAAGUUAGCUCAACAAGCUUUGAAGCCGAAAAGAAAGUGCAGGAAAUGCAAUAGAUUGGUUAACCAUGAUUCGAGGAACUGUCCUGGGUAG